Messenger RNA from Dermacentor albipictus, 5970 nucleotides. RefSeq names its product E3 ubiquitin-protein ligase rfwd3.S-like. Gene Ontology annotation, biological process: protein ubiquitination; interstrand cross-link repair. Gene Ontology annotation, cellular component: nucleus. Lineage: Eukaryota; Metazoa; Arthropoda; Arachnida; Ixodida; Ixodidae. Gene Ontology annotation, molecular function: ubiquitin-protein transferase activity; protein binding. The record is from RefSeq and is a predicted model, not a curated record.
AAAAAAAAAGCUGCACUGUUUAUGCUAUCUGCACGCAUGUGCAUUACAUAUGUUUGGAGCCACACGUUGACCGCGUGGUUGUCAAGCGUGUAUGCGCUCGUUCGUGAGCGCACAACGAAAGUUUUACCUGGGACGAAACACGCCAGGAUGCCGGUGCCUGCCUUGGUGUCCAAACAGCGUUCAAGAGCUUCUAGGAGCACUUGCAAACAUGUCAUUAGACGUUGAGAUGUCUGAUGUGGACGUUUCUGGUGACUCUGAGGAAGAAGGCAGCCAGUGGGAAACAGACGUGUCAAUUGCGGGCAGUGACGACACAGUGAGCAACCUGUCGGGUAGUGUCACAGACCAGUCGGAUGAUGACCAGGAUCUCUUCAUCGACUUUGAUGAAGGCACAACCAACAGUUCAACUGGCAUCCAUGUUCAAGUGGACGUUGGCAACAUGAGUGAUCUCGAAGAUUUUGAUGACUCGGACUCGUCAUCCGUUCAGGUGCUCUCAGAAGCAGAACAACUAGAUGUCUCUAGCGUUGUUGAAGUGUGGACUGAUCGUGGAGAUGAGCUACCUGAUGAAGAUGAUCGAACUCGUUCUCCAGACUCCCGAUCAGAGCCAGAUAAUUCGGACACUGAAGUUGAAGAAAAUGCCAUGCCACAAGUAGAUGUUCCAGUAGUAGUUGCAUCAAGUGAGCAGCAACAGCCGCAGCAACAAGCAGUGCAGCCAGUGCCUGCGCACGAACGGAGUGUUUCCGAUGAAGAAGGAACUUCUGCUGAGUUAGGAACUUGCACAAUAUGUUUUGAAGCUUGGACAGCAUCGGGAACCCAUCGAUUGGCAUCCUUGAAGUGUGGACAUCUGUAUGGACUGAGCUGCAUUGAGAGGUGGGUUCGAGGACAACGUGCCAAAUGUCCCCAAUGUAACGCACCAGCCAGGAGAGUCGAUAUCCGCCCCAUCUUUGCACAGAAGCUAAUGGCAUUGGACACGAUUCAGCUGGACCAGGUCGUGAGCGAGCUGAAUGCAGAGCGGGAUAAGCGCAAGCGCUCAGAGAUCGAUGCCGAGCUGAUGCGGCAGAAGUACAAGCUGCUGUUGAACGACUACGAGAAGGUCAAGUCGGAGUUUUCCAACUUCAAGAGAAUGAGGCUAGAGACUUCUGUCUCAAGUCACAUUGACUGCAGCUCCGGGAGCAGCUCUUCCCAACGGUCUCCGGGCAAGUUCACUUUGGAUCGGGCUAUCGACCUUGGUAACAACACGUCGUGCAGAAAUGUGGCUGUCUCUGGGGUGCUGAAUCUGCUGGUGGUGUCGCAGAGCAAAAGUGGCCUUUUCAGUGGGUACGGCCUUCGCAAGGUUUCACUCUUCGACUUGAAGUCAUCCCAGUACAUCUUGAUACACAAGGGGGAAAUCAAGGACAUCGCAUUCCAUCAGCGUGACGCACUUGUGCUGUCAGCCUCCAACGACAAGACGGUCAAGCUUACUACCAUGAUAAACGACGCGAUUGUUCAGACUUACCACCAGCCUGUGGAAGCCUGGAGCUGCGCGUGGGACAAGGACGACAGCAACUGCUUUUACGUGGGCCUUCGAAACGGCUCGGUGCUGAAGCACGACAUACGCGUGACAUCCGAGCCUGUCUGCAAGCUGCCAUCCACCAAUCGAUAUGAGCCCGUGGUGGCCAUGCAGCACAUUCCCAAGGGGCCAUCAUGUGCCGAAGACAGAAGCCCGUCAGGCCUGCUGGUGUCCCAGUUUCAGAUGUGCUCCUUCUUCGAAAAGCAGGCUGACACAGAGUUUAAGGUGCACCCUCUCCACAUGGAAGGCAACUGCAUUUCUAUCAGUUAUGAGCACAAUACACGCCACCUACUGAUGAGCUGCAGACCAAGUGCUAGGACCCCUUACAUGACACACUCUAUAUGCAACAUGCUCUUCCCGAUGGCAGAUGAAGGCAGCCAUUGUGCUUUCAACGUUGUCCAUGUGUUCAAUGGAGGUCCCACUCAGGUGCAGCUGUCAAGAUCGUGCAUCUGCCUUGACCCUGAUGAUGCUGCCAACUUCUGGGCUGUAGCUGGUGAUGAGUCGUACAAACAGGUCUGAAACAACCUUCGUCGAAGCCACUACUGCCACCACUUUAUCUCGCCGCCUCAAACCAGCACUCUCGCACGCCGAUCCGCUGGCAGCCAUAGCCACCACCGUGGCAACGCUAGGCCUAGCCACUUCGACGUUUGCUACUUUUAGCAAUUCACCGCUGUUGGCAAUGGCACCAACUCCGCCUUUGUAAUCCUUGCCAAUGGCUUCGAAACUUGGAAAGCGAGGCAUGUUGCAUUAUGCCAGGGGUAAUACUUGACGUUUCCAAUUGGAGCACAUUCACCGAUGUACCAAACAAUCUUCAACAUUUCUUGUUGAGUGGAUGUCUUUGUCACAGAGCAAGGGCCAUAAAAUUUGGAACUGGAAUCUCUUACACCUUCCUUAACUAGAACGAGGUUGGUGACUUGAAUGUCUGGGAUGUCUGAGCGAUGUCUCUUGUCUGAGCGAUGUCUCUUGUCGAAAUCUUUUUUCAUUCGUUUAUGGUACCUCUUCUUUUGGGAUUUUAAUUUCCUCUCCUUGACAAUCUUGAGAUUUUGUAAGAGCCCCAACUCACAAUCUGCUUGCAGAAUAGGGAUUUCUCCUGAAGAAGCGAACUGUGGGGUGCAUCCCAAGCCACUGGUGUAGGAGCAAUUGUGAUGUUCUACAGCUGCUUUUAAAGAGCAUUUCCAUCCACCAGGGAAACUUGUACAUUCUAAUGUACUGUUUCACAUCUCAUAUAGCACGCUGUGCUAGGCCACUUGCCGCUGGAUGGUAUGGAGCACAGAAAUUGAUCUGAUAUAUAUUGUGGUCUCAAGCCCAUCAUGCUAGUUUUCCACUCUUAAACACUGGACUGUUGUCACAUACGAUUGUCCUGGUUGUCCUAACGAUAUCCUGUUCGAGGAGGGAGAUAACACUAUUUGCGUCUUCUAUGCCGCGACCAUUUUGGUGCAUUCAUCUAUGGCCAAAAGAAAAGCUUGCAUUUUUCUGACUCCUUGUUUCUUGUUUAGCUUGGCAAAAUCCAGGUGUAUAACUUCAAAAAGGCACGUUCGAGUGGCAAGGUAUUAUCAUGGCAUUUGUAGGUUGUUUAUAUUUAACUUUGUUGACUUGACAAAUAUGGCAUAAAGGAACGUAUUGAUUAACUUCAUUCAUGUGAGGCCAUGUAAAUUGUAGAUGCACCAAAAUCUGUUGUGUCCUCCAUAUUCUUGGCCAUUGUGGUACAAAUAAAGCACCCUGGAAACCAGUGUUGGCGGGACUUGAUGCCGAGCUUCAAUAAAAAUCAGUUGUUCAGUGCCUUCCCACAGUUUUACUUCAUUGAUUUCUUCUGUUUGAUCUUUGGUCGAUUUUGUCAUCAGUCUAAACAAAACAUUGGCAUCAGUCAAAAGGAGUCCAGGUCAGUGGGAGAUGGGGAAGUCAAACUGCUGCAAGUAGUUCACCGUUCUACAUAUUGAAUUGCUUUAAGGACUGCAUGAUCUUCCUUUUCAGUAGUGGUGCUCAGCCUCUGUUUUGGAGAAGACGAUAGUAUCAUCUAUGUACAUGUUACAAGACACACCUUGGAAAGGCUUCGGGACUUCAGUCAUGAUCUUCUGGAACCAUGCUGACGAGUUCUUCCAGCUUAAAGAAAGCAGGUAUACUCAUACAAAUCGAAGGGCGUGAUAAAAGCAGUGGACAUUUUUGUUUCUUCAGUUAGCAAGAUCUGCCAGAAACCUUUGCACAAGUCAAUACGUGAAAAAUGUCAGCAACCACCUGUCCCAUCUAUGAUUGUGUCUAUCUUUGGCAUGGGAAAUGGUAUGUGUUCUGUCUGAUGAUUGAGAACCCUGUAGUCUGUGGACAGUCUGAAAGUUCCAUUUUCCUUUGGCACAAUUGUUAUGGGAGAGGCAAAGUGCGAUACCAAAGGUCGGAUUAUAUCGGUGUCUAGCAUUUCCUCCAAUUGUUUCUUCAACCAUAUCUUUCACUCUGUUGACAUGUUAUAAGGUGAUUUGCGGAUGAUGGUCUUGUCAGUUAGUUUGAAAGGCACAUUGUGUGACUUUGUCGCUUGCGGAUGGCUUCCUAUGCAUACAAGUUCAGGGUAGGUCAUUGCAAUAUCCUCCGCGCAUUUGACAACUCGUAGGUUAUCUUGUCUACCCUGCUGUGUCUCAUCCCUUGGUAGUGCUUCAACUAAAACCGCAUCGUCCCAGUAUACGUUGAUGUUCUGUUUCUUUGUAUCUGGUCUGGAUAGCAGAAAGUCAUAUGUCACACCCUCUAUCGCCAAUACUUCACUCUUUAUUUCACGACCUUGGAACUCGAUGUUUACUGAGGCCCACUGAUUAUGCAAUGUCACUUUUGCAUCGUAACUUUGUACCCAUAGCAAUUUUUCACUACGCAGGCGACUUGCAUCCUCCAGCUUGGCAUUUAUUAUAUAUACAGAAGCACCGGUGUCAACCAAAGCCAUCAUAUGUCUGUUUCCCACUUUGACGAGAAUGUGAUGUAGGUUAGAGCAAGUUGCUCAGUUGUGGUCAUCGGGUCAUUAUUAGUUUUUUGUCAUUGGAAACUCUUGAGCAUCGCCAUUGACAUUAUUCACCCAACCUCUGGGAGCGCACAAACCCAAGUUCUCUGUGCUGCCUGCAAUGUGGCUUAGUUCUCGCUGAUUACAGCUUGACCAACGCGUGCCAGUCUGUCUGAAGCAACUGCUUGAGUUAGUAGUUAUUUUUUCUUCUGAAGUAGAUGGUACAUCCUGAAGGCACUCCAGGAGCCUGUCUAUAGCUUUAAGUGAUCAUACUCGCACUUGCUUCAGAACUUCAACGCGCAGUCCGUGCAUUAUUAGGGCUAUUAUGGCAGAAGAUGAAAGCAUAGGCUUGGCCAGCUUUAAAAGGCUUUGUCUCUCAAAGAAAUACUUGACAAGGGAGCCCUGCUUGAAUUUGAAAUUAGGCGUGAAAUCCCACCUUUGUACUGGGUUGUUUCGGAAUGUCAUCAAGAAUUUUUCUUUCCAUUGAUUCCUAGAGUUGUCAUCGUCUUCAAUAUUGUGCAGAUUGUACCACUUCCGUUCAACACUUCUCAAAUAACUGCACAUGUUAGUAAUCUUGUCCUCCUCGUACGCUAGUUGUUCUUCCCAGCAGCAUAUUUAUGGAAUUCAAGCCAACUUUCCAGACUUUUUUAACACAUGUCGUCGAACGCAUUAGGUUCUACAAAUUUAGUCACCGGCUUCUCAGCAUUUAGAGAGCUUAUAAGGCGAUGUAACCAGUUGGUUCUGUUGCAUAAUCUGUUCCUGCGGUACCUGAAGAGCUUUCAAAAUGAGGCUCACCUCUUCCAUUGAAGUCCGUGAUCCAGGGUCCUUUCGACGCAUCGGUUGAAAAACUAGUUUGUCCUAAGUCACCAGACGCAACUUCACUUUCACAGUACCCUUCCGACGUGGUUCAGCAGUGUCCACGGAAGCCCUCUCCAAAACCAGUUUCACAAGUUCUGCCGAGUUGAGAUCACAAGGUAGUUCCACCACUGGUUUAUUUUCAGCUUGGUACCUAAAAAAGACCUUCUCUGUGGAGGUCUCCUCAAGGAAAAUGCCUCCCACAUGUUGGAGUCAGUUGCCGGCUGUGCCAAAAUAAUGUAACGUUCCUAGUUAAAAGAACAAAAUACACUUAAAGCUUUGCUGUGGAACGGGCGCCCACGUUGUUGUUGUUGUUGUUGCAUCAAAACAGGCAUCCACCUUGUCUGCGUUUAUUCCAGCUUCAUCCUCCUUUUCUCCCCUCCCCAGGUUCCUGUACGUCUUCAUCUUCUAUGCAAAGGCUCAUACCGCUAGCAUGCGUAGUUGCUGUGAUAAUGUAUAUCAGGCGGGCAGUGAAAGGCAUGCAUUCAUUUUUUAGGACUGCCCAAUUUUUCUAAUGUUGACUGUAACAUAGAGUAGCUGUGGUACUGUGAACUUUUGUGUGUUCUAUGCUAAAAUAAAUAGAUUAUUAUAAUGUUCA